Molecule: messenger RNA, 4737 nt
Organism: Choloepus didactylus (southern two-toed sloth)
Lineage: Eukaryota; Metazoa; Chordata; Mammalia; Pilosa; Megalonychidae
Gene: GRHL2
Product: grainyhead like transcription factor 2
Exons: 16
Coding region: 314-2188 (624 amino acids)
Biological process (GO): brain development; neural tube development; regulation of transcription by RNA polymerase II
Cellular component (GO): nucleus
Molecular function (GO): DNA-binding transcription activator activity, RNA polymerase II-specific; RNA polymerase II cis-regulatory region sequence-specific DNA binding
Source: RefSeq, a predicted model, not a curated record
UGCCCAAGUCCGCCACUUUCUGCUCUGUGUCUGCCCAUUGCCACGAUCCAGGAGGACUCCGCGCCGCCCAGCCGCCUCCGAGCUCGGGCCCCAUGUGAGGGGCCCCCCCUUAUCCCACCUUUCCGGCUAGGCGAGGGCGCGAGCGGGCGAGCGAGCGAGAGUGGUGAGGGGGGACGGAAAAGCAGAAUUACCUGUAGCUCUUGUUCUGCCAUCUCGGGCGCUCUCACACACCUUCACCUGCACAGACUUGAAAGUCCAGUUUCACCAGAGGCUGAGGCUCCAGGAAAAGGGGAGCGAGUUCAUUGGAUCAAACAUGUCACAAGAGUCGGACAAUAACAAACGACUGGUGGCUUUAGUGCCCAUGCCUGGUGACCCUCCGUUCAAUACCCGAAGAGCCUACACCAGUGAGGAUGAAGCCUGGAAGUCAUACUUGGAGAAUCCCCUGACGGCGGCCACUAAGGCAAUGAUGAGCAUUAAUGGUGACGAGGACAGUGCUGCUGCUCUUGGCCUCCUGUACGACUACUACAAGGUUCCUCGAGACAAGAGACUGCUGUCUGUAAGCAAAGCAAGUGACAAUCAAGAAGACCAGGAUAAAAGAAACUGUCUUGGCGCCAGUGAAACCCAGAGUAACUUGAGUGGAGAAAACCGAGUCCAGGUCCUAAAGACUGUUCCAGUGAACCUUUCCCUAAAUCAAGACCACCUGGUGAAUCCAAAACGGGAGCAGUACAGCACCAGCGUCCCCGAGAGCCCAGCCGUCGUGCCCGUGUCGGGAAUCACGGUGGUGAAGGCUGAGGAGUUCACCCCGGUGUUCAUGGCGCCGCCGGUGCACUACGCCCGAGGAGACGGCGAGGAGCACCGCGUGGUCGUCUUUGAGCAGACUCAGUAUGACGUGCCCGCCAUGGCCGCCCACAGCACCUAUCUCAAGGACGACCAGCGCAGCACCCCCGACAGCACUUACAGCGAGAACUUCAAGGACGGGACCACCGAGAAAUUUCGGAGUGCUUCAGUUGGGGCUGAGGAGUACAUGUAUGACCAGACAUCAAGUGGUACAUUUCAGUACACCCUGGAAGCCACCAAAUCUCUCCGUCAGAAGCAGGGGGAGGGCCCCAUGACCUACCUCAACAAAGGACAGUUCUAUGCCAUAACGCUCAGCGAGACUGGAGACAACAAAUGCUUCAGACACCCAAUCAGCAAAGUUAGGAGCGUGGUGAUGGUGGUCUUUAGUGAAGACAAGAACCGGGACGAGCAGCUGAAAUACUGGAAGUACUGGCACUCCCGGCAGCACACGGCAAAGCAGAGGGUCCUCGACAUCGCUGAUUAUAAGGAAAGCUUUAAUACGAUUGGAAACAUUGAAGAGAUUGCAUAUAAUGCCGUCUCCUUCACCUGGGAUGUGAAUGAAGAGGCAAAGAUUUUCAUCACUGUGAAUUGCCUGAGCACAGAUUUCUCCUCCCAGAAAGGGGUGAAAGGACUGCCUUUGAUGAUUCAGAUUGACACAUACAGUUAUAAUAAUCGUAGCAAUAAACCCAUUCAUAGAGCUUAUUGCCAGAUCAAGGUCUUCUGUGACAAGGGAGCAGAAAGAAAAAUCCGAGAUGAAGAGAGGAAGCAGAACAGGAAGAAAGGGAAAGGCCAGGCCUCGCAAACCCAGUGCAACAACUCUUCUGAUGGGAAGUUGGCUGCAAUACCUUUACAGAAGAAGAGUGACAUCACCUACUUCAAAACGAUGCCAGAUCUGCACUCGCAGCCUGUUCUCUUCAUACCCGAUGUUCACUUUGCAAACCUUCAGAGGACAGGACAGGUGUAUUACAACACAGAUGAUGAACGAGAAGGGAGCAGUAUCCUUGUUAAACGGAUGUUCAGGCCCAUGGAAGAAGAAUUUGGCCCAGCACCUUCUAAGCAGAUCAAAGAAGAAGGGAUAAAGCGAGUGCUCUUGUACGUGAGGAAGGAGACCGACGACGUGUUUGAUGCUUUGAUGUUGAAAUCUCCCACAGUGAAGGGCCUUAUGGAGGCGAUAUCUGAGAAAUAUGGGUUGCCAGUGGAGAAGAUUGCAAAACUUUACAAGAAAAGCAAAAAAGGCAUCUUGGUGAACAUGGACGACAACAUCAUCGAGCACUACUCCAACGAGGAUACCUUCAUCCUCAACAUGGAGAGCAUGAUGGAAGGCUUCAAGAUUACGCUCAUGGAAAUCUGAGCCACCGUCCCGCAUCCCCGCUGCAGGAGCUCUCAGCCAGCCCCCGGAGAGACAGAGGCCCUGGCCCCAGACACGCAGACCCAUGUCACCCAUCUCUCAACUGCUGUUACAAGACUGCGCUGGGGAGUGGGGCAAGGAACAAAGCCCCUUCGUUGUCGGUAUAUUUAGCCCACCCACCGUGGGGCUGCCGGGGAGCUGAAGCCCGAGCCCCUCGGGUAGUUGCCUUGGGCCUGUCGGAUCCUUAUUUAUUGCCCGCCUUUUCCCAGAGCCCGAGGUCCAGGCCUGCCAGGAUUCUGCAGGUCUCUGCUGGCUCCAGAUGAGACCCUCAAGAGCCCCCCACCCCUCCGCUUCAAGGGAAAUGCAGCCAAUCCAUUCCUCCCAAGGAGCUUGAAAAGUUCUUGUUUCUUCUUCCUCACCUCUUUGCAUCUCCUGAGUGUCUGGACAAAACUUAGCUACUUCUUGGUGCAGGAGUCACAGGUGGGGUGAGACGGGGGUGCCUCCUUUAUCAGCAAACCCCUUCAGUUGCUCUGGGGAAGGGUGUCUUGCUCAGUACCUCCAGGGGUUCCCAGCGAGGGGCCACGCUGACUUGUACAGGAAGACAUUGAGCUGCAGUGUAAUUAGUAAGUAACAAAGCAAGUGUGACUGGCUCUUGUGUACAUAGUGUUUAUAAUAAUGCAAUAAUAUAUUUGAUCUAUGGCAUGUGGGCAUGUUUACUGCCACCAGCCUAGGGAAGGCACAUGCCUUUAGACUCUGCUUUCGCUUUCUACAAGAGGUGUUGGCCUCAGCACCUGUUCAGGAGGUGUGCUGGGCUAGGGGAGUGGCAUUUGGGGUGUCAGGUGACCGUGGUGUGUGCCAAGACAGACGCUCCAGUGGGCAUGCCCUGGGACUUGGUCCCUGUCCCCAGGGGGAGCCCUCCUUUCUCCAUGACCAUGACUUGCCCUCAAGGCCACCGCAUGUGCCUCUUGGUGAUGUGCUUUGCUUGACAAUUCCUUUGAGCUAUCUCGUGAGAAAGGUCAUACUGUCUGUGGCCCUGCUGCAGAACUCCUUGGCAGUGAUGAGAAUCCUGGACACUGCAUGGUGCCUAACAGUUUACAAGCACGUCCUUCAUCUCACAUGGCCCCUGUAGCCCAAAUGCAGCUCCAAGAGUGGCGCCAACAGCUCGGCUCUGGAUCGGCAGGCCUCAGCGGCUGGCAGGCCUCAGCUUCUCCCGGGCCUGUCAGAGACGCCCAGGAGGGAGGGAUUGGCUGCCUCUGCCCCUGGGCGCGGGAUGCUGAACGAGCCAGCGAGUGAGAAUGGCCCAGGAGCCCCGGCUCUUCUGGAACUAGCCUCAGAAGGUAAACUGAAGAGACAAGUCUGGUAUGCCUGCUCCAUGCCCCAGGAAGUGAAGAAACGCUUCCCUGAACAAAGAUAAAAUGAACCACGUGGGCUGCUGUUCUCUUUAAGAGGGCAGGUUCGUGUUCACCCUUGAGGGUUGAAGCACUGGCUAGUUGGUAGCCUGACACAUCCUCCCGCCCCAAGCGCUGGAUCUUGGGUGGGUUCUAGGGAGGGCCCAGAUUUGUUUGCAAAGCACUUUGACGUCUUAGCUGGAGGCUCCCGCUCUCAGGGCUCCCUGCCCCUCCACCUCGCCUGCCCCUGAGGCCCACAGCAGGACUGACAGGCUGCUUCUCCUUGCUAUGCAGACGAAUUCACUGGAGAGGAGAGCAGGUGCUUUGCCCAAGAAGGUCUCUGGUUGGUGGCUGGGAGCACCUUUCAGUGUUUCCUCUGGACAGUCCUCCCUCCCAAAGCAUCUUGGAAUCAGCUCUGCUCCAGUCUGUCCCUCCUCUGCUCUGUGACUGCCAUGCCCUGGACUGGCAGCUUGGGUGCCAUCCUGCGUCCUAAAGGGGCUUGGCUCUAAGAAGGGUAAAUUCAGUGUUGGAAAUAACAUGCUAUGCUAGGCACUUCCCAUGCUCCUUCAGUUAGAAAUGGUUGCAAACGUUGGUUAGACGUGAUGGUAAAUAUGAUUAGGGUGGGGCAUAGGAGCCCAGGGGAGGGAACACAAACAAAACUUUGGGUAGCCUGGCAUGUGCUACCAACUCCUGUCUCUCUGGCCUCUUUGGAAAAUUGUUUGCUGGGCCUGCCCUAAGGCAGAGGAUAAAUCUGAGGAGGUUUUGUGUUUGUCUUAAGUCCUGGAGCAAUCACUGUGGUGACCAUUGCCAGCUGAAAGCAGGGGAGGCCAGUGCCGCCAAAGGGCCCCCUCUGCAGCCUCGGGGCUUCCCCGGUUACUGUCGUGUGUCCUUCACUGUGGGAUAUGUUAGCAGAAAUUAGAUCAAUCCUCUCGUGCAACAUUUCCCGGGCAACAACACUCCAGAAAGACAGGAAAACUUGCCUCCUCUGUCUGUUUUGUCCCUUAAACUAGUUACACUCAAAUAAGCUUUUUUUUUUUUUUUAGCCGUGAAAGCUGGGGGACACGUGAAGCAAGUGUUUCUCUUUUAUAUCCUCAAAUUGUUUUAGACUUUACAGGUGUUUGGAAAUUGAGACUCCCUGAAAAAGUUCAGCUGUCAUCUCUUGGA